AUGUUGGGUUUGCUUAAGGCCAGGUUUAUGUUCACCUCAAGCAAUGAUGAGAACGAAGAUUACGCUUCUUUUUUGAUCAAACACGGUGACAACGUUAAGGAUGUAGCGUUCAAAGUCAAUGAUCUCAACUCAACUCUCCAAUGUAUACUGAAGAAUGGAGGAUAUUUAUUGAGUGAUGCUAGAACUUUAAGCGACAAAUUCGGUUCCGUUGAGAUAGCGACUGUUGCAACAGCACAAAGUGAUAUGCGUCACACACUGAUUGAAGCGCACAACUACAAGGGCAUAUUCCUACCUGGAUUUUGCGCGUACAAAAAUAAUUUUUUAGCUGAGAAACUGUAA
Anisakis simplex (herring worm) is the source of this 339-nucleotide messenger RNA. NCBI's taxonomy places the organism in Eukaryota, Metazoa, Nematoda, Chromadorea, Rhabditida, Anisakidae. The record is from the annotation of a GenBank genome assembly.